AUGCCGGCAAGGAGGAGAACUGCAAACACGCCGUCGACAAGCAAGGAUGCGGGCGAGUCACCGAUGAGUCCCCAAGCAGACGAUCCAGCGUAUCAGUUGAAACGAAAGAAAAACAAUGAGGCAGUGCAGCGCACUCGCGAGAAAACCAAGAAAACGGCGGAAGAGCGAAAGAAACGCAUCGACGGCCUGCGAAGGGAAAACGACCAGCUAAAAGUUCAAAUAGAGCAGGGCGAGAAACACAUAGCUACAUUGCGUGACCUGAUCAUACACGGUGAGAAAACGGAGGACGGACAUCGAAUCAUCGAAGAGAUCCUGGCCGGGCCCGAGCCCAACGAUGACAAUGACUAACGAGCAGCUGCUCCUAAUAUACCUAAUCUUGUUCACCUACUUUUAAGAUGGAUUCCUGGGAACCGCAUGAAAUCCAAACAAUCUAUUUUUAACCCUUUCUUAAGUGCCGUUUCAACUCGAUUAUAUUUAAUGUACGAAUAAAUAUGUCUAAAAAAUCUAUCACAAUUUCUGUGUGCUGUACUUUAAAAAAUAAAAGGUACAUUCAUAUGUUAUUCAAAUGAUUUAAUUAAUAUCAAGUUCUUAUUCACAUUAUAGAUAGCACUGUUUAGCUUUAAAUACUGUCAGUUUAUCUAUGACAAAUAAAAUAUCUACAUAUAUCUUUUGCCACGUGAAAAAUAA
Messenger RNA from Drosophila bipectinata, 687 nucleotides. It is a transcript of the gene Irbp18, whose product is annotated as Inverted repeat binding protein 18 kDa. Gene Ontology annotation, biological process: regulation of transcription by RNA polymerase II; DNA-templated transcription. The record is from RefSeq and is a predicted model, not a curated record. Gene Ontology annotation, molecular function: RNA polymerase II cis-regulatory region sequence-specific DNA binding; DNA-binding transcription factor activity, RNA polymerase II-specific. NCBI's taxonomy places the organism in Eukaryota, Metazoa, Arthropoda, Insecta, Diptera, Drosophilidae.